Messenger RNA from Macroventuria anomochaeta, 1853 nucleotides. RefSeq names its product HET-domain-containing protein. Bases 176 to 1789 code for a protein of 537 amino acids. Lineage: Eukaryota; Fungi; Ascomycota; Dothideomycetes; Pleosporales; Didymellaceae. The transcript has 2 exons. The record is from RefSeq and is a predicted model, not a curated record.
CUUCCUUCAACUCUGACUUAAUAACCUGUUCCUUAGCGCUCACAAACGAACCCGACAGCUACGAUCUCCACGCCGUGCGCGAGCGAGCCGCCGUGCGCUAUAGAUUCCUUCAGCCUGCUUCAAGGCCUCAAGUCCGUAUUCCACCGCUCGCACAUAUAGACACAUACACGGCUCGAUGCGACUGUUAUACACCUCAAGCGACGGGAGGCUCAGCUCGACCGAGGACUUGAUCAGCGGCAAAAUCCCUCCCUAUGCGAUCCUAUCGCACACCUGGCAGGAGGGGCAGGAGGUGACCUUCGACGAUCUGAAGAAUCUCGACAAUGUGGAAGACAUUAAUGCGCAAAACAAGGAGGGAUAUCAGAAGCUUCGCUUCUGCGCACAGCAGGCAAAGCGUAACGGUCUGGACUACUUCUGGGUAGACACCUGCUGCAUCGACAAGUCAAACAGCUCAGAGCUUCAAGAAGCGAUCAACACUAUGUUCCGUUGGUAUCAGAACGCAGAGAGGUGUUACGUCUACCUUUCAGACGUCAAUAACAACAUUAAAGAUGGGGAUGGUGAGUCAGCUCUCAAGCAGAGCAGAUGGUUUACCCGAGGCUGGACACUCCAGGAACUUCUUGCUCCUAAAUCGGUCGAGUUCUUCUCUAAAGAGGGAGCGCGGCUAGGGGACAAGGAGUCGCUUAAGCACACCAUUCACAAGAUCACAGGAAUACCCAUCGAUGCUUUGCCAGGGUGGCGAUUGUCUGAGUUUAGCGUAGCUGAGCGUUUCUCUUGGACAGAAAAUCGCCGGACGACACGCGAAGAGGAUGGAGCGUAUUGUCUGUUAGGCAUAUUCGGCUGUCAUCUACCGCUGAUCUAUGGCGAAGGCAAAGAGAAGGCACUAAAACGGCUAAUGAAAGAGAUACGGGAGUCUUCCGAAGACAUUGCGAGUGCUCCUGUGAAUAGCACCGAGACUUACAGCCAAAGCCAAGAAGAGAGGCUUAGCAAGUUUUGCAAAUGGCUCUCUGCGCCAGAUCCAUCCACAAACUACUACAAAGCGCACAAGCAGCGGCAGGCUGAGACUGGACUUUGGCUGCUGGAAAGCGCAAAGUUCACGGAAUGGAAGGGAAGUCCAGCAUCGCGGCUCUGGUUGUACGGCAUUCCAGGAUGUGGAAAGACUAUCUUGAGCUCUACCAUCAUCGAGACUCUGCUGCAGCACUGCCACGAGAACACUGAUAUGGUGACGGCGUACUUCUACUUCGAUUUCAACAAUACACAGAAACAAGAUCCAGAGCUGAUGCUCCGCUCAUUGCUCUGCCAGCUCCUGCAGCGUUCCGUUUUGAUACCCAGAAGCCUUGACGUGUUGUUCUCUUCUUGCGAGAACGGACAACGAGAACUGUCACUGCAUGCACUUCUAGAGGUAACACAGCAGGUAAUGCAAGAGUUUACGCAGGUCUAUAUUGUUCUUGAUGCUCUCGACGAAUGUACGCAACGCUCAGAAUUGCUGGACGUGCUUGAGAUAGUGGCUGGAUGGCAGCUUCAUAACUUGCAUCUGCUUAUGACCAGCCGGAAAGAGCGGGAUAUCGAGAGCUCCUUAGAAAGUUAUGUAGAUAAAGAGGAUACCGUCUGUCUUCAGAGCGACGUAGUGGACAAGGACAUACAGCGAUACGUUCAACAAAGGCUGUCUGACGACAAGAGCCUAGUCAAAUGGCAGAGGGACGCUGCUAUCAGGCAAGAGAUCGAGGCUGCACUGAUGUGUGGAGCUCGUGGAAUCAUAGGUUCCGAUGGGCUGCAUGUCAACUUGACACAUUAGGUAAUUGUCGCAAUCGAGCGAUGCUACGCAAGUCCCUCGCCACUUUGCCGCCAACGCUGGACCA